AUGAACCAUGCAGAUACUUCACAAGUUCGUCGAUUAUCUUUCUGUCGACAAUUAUCCGAUGUAUUAAAAUUUAAACGUAGAUCAUUAGGUUCAAAUAGUAAAUAUCCUAUGUUGCCAUCAUCAAAAACAACGUCACGUUUACCAGUGUCAUCAUCGACAUUUUCCUGGAAUUGUACAUUAGUUGAAGAUGAUUCUUCAGCAAAAGAAGCUUUUAAAAUUUUAUCAACGAAUUUGAUUACAAGAAGAAUUUCAAUCGAUAUUCAUUGUUUAGCGAAAGAAAAAGUUAUCAGUUAUGAUGAUCUAGUUUUUGUAGCGUCAAAUGAAGACGAACAAACAAUGGAUGAUAAACCGGAAGAAAAUGAAACAACAAAUCGACUAUCGACUAAAACAUCGAUUGGAAAAGAAAGAACUGAAAAAAGAAAUUCAAUUGGCUCAGCAAUCUUAUCAUUAAAUUCCAAGUCUCUAUCGAAACGUUUAUCAAGUCACUGUAUGAUGUUAGAAAGUGAUGAAACUCAUGACUCUAAAUCAAUAAAUCAAUCUAGUCGAACAAAUAAAACCAAUCGUUCAAGUAUAUUUACUAGCAGUAUAUUUACUCGGGAUGUGAAUGAUUCGACAGAACGUCCAGAAAGUAAUCUUUCAUUUAUUCGUCGUAAAUGUGAUGAAUGGUUAAUACAUGGUUUACCAAAAUUAGCUCAAUUGCAAUUUUCAAUCAAUGAAUGUAAUUUAAUUAUUGACAAAGAAUGGCAACCAUUUUUAAACGAGCAAUCUCGAGCACUUCUAUCUGAAACAAUAAAACUUCAACAGGAAGCAAUCUAUGAAAUGCUUUCGACUGAAGUUUCCUAUAUUCGUCAAAUAUUAACAAUGACUGAUAUAUUUAUGACAAGUAUUAACAUAUUAAAAUCAUCUCAACGUGAUGGAAUUUUCAAUGAUAUUGAUAUGGAUAAAUUAUUUUCAAAUAUUAAAGAUGUACUAGAUGGAAAUUUAUUAUUUUGGAAAGAAAUUUUAUUACCGAUGAGAGUUAAACUUCAACAAACGGGUUUACCGAUGGAUCCAUCGGAUUUAAAAGAUGGAUUUAUGAAGUUUGAUAUUUAUUUUAAACCUUAUCUUCAUUAUGUUCUUGAUCAAAAAGCAAGCGCAGAAUAUUUUAAACAGAAAUUUUCUCGUGAUGACUUAUUUCAACAUUUAAUUACUUGGAUUGAAGCUAAUUUUACUAAUCGAUUAUCAUUUUCCGAUCUAACAAUUAAACCAUUACAAAGACUUACACGAUAUAAAUUAUUACUUGAAGCUAUACAAAAGAAAACGCAAGAAACUCGACAAAGAAAUGAUCUACUGGAAAUGAUUCAAAAAGUUGCCACAUUUGUAAAUCGUGUUAAUUCAAAAUUACAUAAUCAAGAACAAGAAGAACGUGUUCGUCAGAUCAAUGAUCAUAUAGGACCAUAUGAAAAUGUAAUAGCACCACCUGAACUGACUUCUAUUCUUCAAGAAUACAAUCGUGAUUCAAUGUCAAAUCGAUUAAAUCUUCUUGAAGAUAUGCCGUUACAUGUUCGAGGUUAUCGCCGUCAAAUUAUUCAACAAGGUCCCAUGAAAAUGAAAGAUGCAAAAAAUAGUCAAGAUGUUUAUUGUUAUCUUUUUUCCGAUAUGUUUCUUAUUACAAAGUGUGGAAAACGAAGUGGUUCAACAGCUACAUCUCUAUCAUCAAUGACAAACGAUGCACAAUCGAACCGUGGAACAUCAAAUCUAUCAAAUAAAAUUCUGAAGUUACCUAUUCGCAUUGAUCGUAUCAAUGUUCGAGAAUAUGAUCGACGUGGUGGAAGUAGUAACAGUAAUACAGAACCGAGCAUUGCAUCAUUUGUCGCAAUAGUCUUUUCCGAAUAUAAUUUAAUUGAAAGUGCCUAUUUAUUUCAAACAAAUUUAAGUAAACAAUGGAUAGACAAUAUCCGUCGAACAAAAACAAAUUUUAAUCUAUUAAUGGAAGAAUCAAAAAUCAAAUAUCAAACUAUACAUCAUCCAGUAUCACCACCAUGUUGUACAGUAUCAACAAAUACCAUACAUCAAUCUCUUCCAAGUCUUUCGUUACCAUUAAUGGAAUUAUCUCCGCUGACCGUUAAUGAAACAAGUUCUUUGAAAGAUGAUGCUCGACGUCUAUCAAAAGUUGAAUCGAAUGUAUUUAAAAUCGUCGAACAAACACGACGAAAUUCUCGUACUGAUCGUAAAAAUUUCGGUCGAUAUUUUACAGCCGAUGGUUCGAGUACACAUGGGUCUAACUCAUCCUCGCCACCCAUAAAACAACUUUUAUCAUCUUCAACAACAAUUAUUAAACGUAUGUCAUGGAAUAAUGAUCAAGCAAUGGAAAAAAAUGAUUCAUCAUUAAUCACAAAUUCAUUUCGAAGUGUACAUAGUUCAAGUGGUGUUAGUUCAACAGGAUCAUUUUUAUUUAGUACCGAUGAAGAUUCUUCUAUAACAACAACAACAACAUCAUCAUCGAUACCUUCGAUGGUUCCAUCAAUUAAAAAUGAUGAAUUCGAUGAGAAAAGUUUAGCAUCAACUGUUAUUGAAACAGAUGAUCAAUUAGUACGAACUUUAUCGAUUCCACAAUCAGAUUUGAUUUCUGAAGAUUUAAUUAAAAGUAAUCUCGAAGAUAAAAAUAAUCAACAACUUAUUUCUCAAAUAUCACCAUCAAGUACAAGUACAUUGAUAUCAAAUAGUCAAACAAUGAUUGAAUCAACAUCAUCAAUCAACAAUGAAAUGCCAUCACCUGAAUCUUCACUUCGUCGAAUACCGUAUCCAAGUGUAAGAAAACGAAAUCAAAUUCUUUAUCGUUCCACUCCGCAUCAACAAGAAUGUCUUCAAAAUAGAAUAUCUAUUGAUAAUGAUAUACAUUCAAUAAAAUCUAAUGAUGAUAAUACAACAACAAUUCGAACGAAUCAUUCUUCUAUCGAUAAUUCAUCAUUGGUUAGUAGUGGAAACGAAAGUGAUUAUGAUAAUAAUCAAUGUACAGCUAUUAAACUACCGGUGAAUGAUAUUUCUCAUUCUAAUGAAUUAACACGUACAAAUGAAACUACUCAACAAGACAACAAUGAACAGUCAGAUACAAUUAAAAUAACAUCAAAAGAUACUUUGCAUAGAGCUAACAAAACAAUAUCAAUUAAUCCAACAGCAGCAGCAACAUUAGAUGAUAGUGCACCAACAAAUUUUCCAUCACUUCUCAAAGAUCCCAUUGGCACUCGACGAUUACUUGAUAUUCGAAGUCAUUUAUUAUUGAAUACAACACUUGAUGCAACGGAAGUAUAG
Molecule: messenger RNA, 3291 nt
Organism: Rotaria socialis
Lineage: Eukaryota; Metazoa; Rotifera; Eurotatoria; Philodinida; Philodinidae
Source: the annotation of a GenBank genome assembly